Messenger RNA from Colletotrichum phormii, 507 nucleotides. RefSeq lists its product as uncharacterized. Lineage: Eukaryota; Fungi; Ascomycota; Sordariomycetes; Glomerellales; Glomerellaceae. The transcript is spliced from 3 exons. The coding region runs from base 79 to 507 and encodes 142 amino acids. The record is from RefSeq and is a predicted model, not a curated record.
AGCUUAUUCAAAGUACUCUGUGUUCACUUUCACGUUUUUUGCCAAGAUACCCCUUUGAUUCAUCCCAAGUCAUCCAAAAUGUACGCCCAACAAGUUCUCGUCACUUUCCUGAUGGCCACCAGCGCCACUCUCGCCAGCGCAAGAAGCAUCGAAAGACGUCAGCUUCUUGGAAACCUCGGCAGCCUCUCAUGCAACGUCGCACGACUCCAGAUCCUAGGCGCCCUCGGCAACACCGAAGACGCCGUCUCCCAAAUCACCGACACCACAGUUCAGGACGCUGCCAACGCUGGCCUCCAACAAGCACGAGGCGGCAUCUCACAAAUUGCAAAGUCCAUUGUCAGCGGCGAUGCACCACCCGCGGCCAGCCGUGACGAGGUUGCGGCUGGCCUGGCUGCGGCUGGCACCGCUCUUUCUGGUGGUGAUGCGAGCGACCAAGCUGUCGCUGAUGCGCAAGCGGGACUUGACAAGUCUGUCAAGGCUGGACAGGAUGUCGUUGCCAAUUGCUAG